Protobothrops mucrosquamatus (brown spotted pit viper) is the source of this 2810-nucleotide messenger RNA. RefSeq names its product TLE family member 1, transcriptional corepressor (gene TLE1). The transcript is spliced from 20 exons. Gene Ontology annotation, cellular component: nucleus; transcription regulator complex. Gene Ontology annotation, biological process: regulation of DNA-templated transcription; negative regulation of canonical Wnt signaling pathway. Gene Ontology annotation, molecular function: transcription corepressor activity; protein binding. Bases 25 to 2367 code for a protein of 780 amino acids. Lineage: Eukaryota; Metazoa; Chordata; Lepidosauria; Squamata; Viperidae. The record is from RefSeq and is a predicted model, not a curated record.
GGGAGGAAAGCGGCGGCCAGAGCCAUGUUUCCUCAGAGCCGGCAUCCCACGCCACACCAAGCUGCAGGACAGCCCUUUAAGUUCACCAUCCCAGAGUCUCUAGACCGAAUCAAAGAAGAGUUCCAGUUUCUCCAAGCUCAGUAUCACAGCCUUAAGUUGGAAUGUGAGAAGUUGGCAAGUGAAAAAACAGAAAUGCAAAGGCACUAUGUUAUGUAUUAUGAAAUGUCAUAUGGAUUAAAUAUUGAAAUGCACAAACAGACUGAAAUUGCAAAGAGAUUGAAUACAAUCUGUGCACAAGUCAUCCCAUUUUUGUCUCAAGAACAUCAACAACAAGUGGCUCAAGCAGUGGAACGUGCCAAACAAGUGACCAUGGCUGAGCUGAAUGCCAUCAUCGGGGUACGUGGCCUUCCAGGUCUACCUCCUACACAACAGCAGUUGCAGGCUCAGCAUCUGUCUCACGGCCAUGGACCUCCAGUGCCUCUUACUCCACACCCAUCAGGACUUCAGCCUCCUGGGAUCCCUCCGCUUGGAAGCAGUGCUGGCCUUCUUGCCCUCUCAAGCGCUCUGGGUGGGCAGUCUCACUUGGCAAUAAAAGAUGACAAGAAGCAUCACGAUGCAGACCACCACAGAGACAGAGAUCCAGGCACUAGUAAUUCACUCUUGGUCCCGGAGAGUCUGAGGAACACUGAUAAACGAAGGAAUGGACCUGAGUAUUCCAAUGACAUGAAGAAAAGAAAAGUGGAUGAUAAGGACUCAAGCCAUUAUGACAGUGAUGGAGACAAAAGUGAUGACAACUUAGUUGUGGAUGUAUCUAACGAGGACCCUUCGUCUCCCCGAGCAAGUCCUGCUCAUUCCCCACGAGAGAAUGGCAUAGAUAAAACCCGUAUCUUGAAGAAAGAUGCCUCAAGUAGCCCAGCAUCUACUGCCUCUUCUGGAAGUUCUGCUUCCAUGAAAUCCAAAGAAAUAGGUUUGCAUGAAAAGGCUAGCACACCAGUCCUUAAAUCCAGCACACCAACUCCACGAAGUGAUGUACCAACUCCAGGAACUAGUGCUACACCAGGUCUUCGUCCAGGUCUUGCUAAACCUCCAACUAUGGACCCUUUGGUCAACCAAGCUGCUGCUGGCUUGAGAACACCCCUGGCUGUACCAGGUCCCUACCCUGCUCCAUUUGGAAUGGUACCCCAUGCUGGCAUGAAUGGAGAGCUGACUAGUCCAGGAGCUGCCUAUGCUAGUCUCCACAACAUGUCCCCCCAAAUGAGUGCUGCUGCAGCAGCAGCUGCAGUAGUUGCCUAUGGACGCUCCCCUAUGGUUGGGUUUGAUCCUCCCCCUCAUAUGAGAGUACCUGGAAUCCCUCCUAAUCUGGCUGGGAUCCCUGGUGGAAAACCAGCAUAUUCGUUUCAUGUUACUGCAGAUGGCCAAAUGCAGCCAGUUCCUUUCCCUCCAGAUGCUCUCAUUGGACCAGGAAUACCUCGCCACGCUCGCCAGAUCAAUACUUUGAACCAUGGGGAAGUGGUGUGUGCUGUUACCAUAAGCAAUCCAACAAGACAUGUGUAUACUGGUGGAAAAGGGUGUGUCAAAGUCUGGGAUAUCAGCCAACCUGGCAAUAAGAGUCCUGUUUCUCAACUGGACUGUCUGAAUAGAGAUAACUACAUUCGGUCUUGUAAGCUACUACCCGAUGGAUGCACCCUGAUCGUUGGUGGGGAAGCCAGCACGUUAUCCAUUUGGGACCUGGCGGCGCCCACCCCACGUAUAAAAGCAGAGUUGACAUCCUCAGCUCCUGCCUGCUACGCUCUAGCAAUCAGCCCCGAUUCCAAGGUGUGCUUCUCCUGCUGUAGCGAUGGGAACAUUGCAGUAUGGGACCUGCACAAUCAGACCCUGGUCAGGCAAUUCCAAGGCCACACAGAUGGAGCCAGCUGUAUUGACAUUUCUAAUGAUGGUACCAAGCUCUGGACGGGAGGCCUGGACAACACUGUCAGAUCCUGGGACUUGAGAGAAGGAAGGCAGCUCCAGCAGCAUGACUUCACAUCCCAGAUAUUUUCCCUUGGCUAUUGUCCCACUGGUGAAUGGCUGGCUGUGGGAAUGGAAAGCAGCAAUGUGGAAGUACUGCAUGUAAAUAAGCCAGACAAAUACCAGCUUCAUCUGCAUGAAAGCUGUGUGCUAUCACUCAAGUUUGCAUACUGUGGCAAAUGGUUUGUAAGUACCGGGAAAGAUAAUCUCCUAAAUGCCUGGAGGACCCCAUAUGGAGCCAGUAUAUUCCAGUCCAAAGAGUCAUCUUCUGUGCUCAGCUGUGAUAUCUCCGUUGAUGAUAAAUACAUAGUUACUGGGUCUGGAGACAAAAAGGCUACUGUCUAUGAAGUUAUCUACUGAGAAAUUGUGUUGGGAACUUAAAAGAGUUGAACUGGGCCAAAAUGAUUUUAAACUGUAGAUGUAGAAAGACUCUACUUUUUUAAAAUGAUGAAACGAAGAACUUGGUUCCCACAUCUUCCCCAUGACUCUCCUCAACAUCUAGCAAGAAGGACUUAUGUAGCAUAGCUUUAAUGGAUUUUCACAGUGGAGCCUGCUGAAGUUUAUUGCAGCCUUUUGGGCCCUUCCUUUAUGACAUCGUAGAAUCAUGCUCAUUGCUUGACGAUGUGGGACGACGUUUCAGCACUUGCGAUUCCACCUGCAUCCUGUCUUGUGUAGAACAGUGGUAUCUUGGAUAAACUUGUUUCCUGGUUUUGCCUCUUGGGAUAUGGGGUUUUGUAUGUUUUGUUGAAGAUCAAACAUUUGUACAAAUUGUAAAUAUAUUUGGUUUAUUACAGUAAAGGCUU